This is a messenger RNA of Rodentolepis nana, 377 nucleotides long. NCBI's taxonomy places the organism in Eukaryota, Metazoa, Platyhelminthes, Cestoda, Cyclophyllidea, Hymenolepididae. The record is from the annotation of a GenBank genome assembly.
UCAUAGACUCGAUCCUUUUUAGCUGACGCCACGUUGAGUAGGAUUGGCCAAACUCGAGGGCGAAUGCGAGGAGGAAUCCCCUUGAAAACUCGUCGAAUUAGCUCCUCAUUUGGUUUGCCUUUGUAGAAGGAGUCAAAUCCAUUAUUCUGAAUAAAUUUCAUCCAUUUAUCAACACGUUUGACAUCCUUUUUGCGAUACUUGUGUUCAACUUCCUGUUCUCUGUGAGUGAGUCCGUCCGGAUGAUAAAAUCCAAAAUAAUCCAAGAGAGCAAAAUUAUUUUGAGCCUCCUGUUCAUCAAAAUGCGUUGCGAGAUUAGUGUGGCUCUUGCUGAGAUUGUAUUUGUCAAUAAUCCGUUUAGUAGAAUUAGAAGCUUUUAG